Molecule: messenger RNA, 982 nt
Organism: Cucurbita pepo subsp. pepo (vegetable marrow)
Lineage: Eukaryota; Viridiplantae; Streptophyta; Magnoliopsida; Cucurbitales; Cucurbitaceae
Source: RefSeq, a predicted model, not a curated record
AUUCUUUAUGAGACUGAUAACGAUAUGUAACGGGUCAAAGCGGACAAUUAUGCUUUUGUUCGAUAUACCGUAAAAAGUACAUUGAUUUUAAUAAUGAAGCAUCAACAUGUAGCAAUAAACAUAAAUGAAGUACAGACAGAAAGUAAGACAUUAAAGCCUGCAGGAUUUAGGUUGGGAUGUCGUUAUCGUGAUGAGAAAACAAACCUUACGUGUUUGACGAUGAUCGUGACGAGACUACGAAUGGUUUUAAAUUGUGUAAAUGGUUUAAAAUUGUUGGAUGGUUUGACGAUGAUCGAAUUUUGUACUAUUUCGACCGUUCUAUCGAUAACAUUCCAUGACUGCAGGAGUGCUGCUACCUUUGCCUUGGACCAUCAGAAUGAAAAUUGCCUAUGGUGCAGCAAAAGGACUGGCAUUUCUACACGAAGCUGAAAAGCCCGUCAUCUAUCGUGAUUUUAAGACGUCGAACAUUCUGCUCGAUUCGGACUAUAAUCCAAAGCUUUCGGACUUCGGUCUCGCGAAAGAUGGACCGGUUGGUGACAAAUCCCACGUCUCGACUCGUAUAAUGGGAACAUAUGGAUACGCUGCACCAGAGUAUAUAUUGACAGGACAUCUAACCCCUCGAAGCGACGUUUAUAGCUUUGGAGUUGUUCUUCUCGAACUACUCUCGGGAAGGAAGUCUCUGGACAAACUUCGGCCAGCUCGAGAGCAAAACCUUACCGAUUGGGCUCUUCCUCUCAUGAAACAGAAGAAGAAGCUGAUGAACAUCGUCGAUCCGAGGCUCGGAGGAGAAUAUCCAGUCAAAGGAUUUCACAAAGCAGCAAUGCUGGCUUACCAUUGCCUGAACAAGAACCCGAAAGCAAGGCCGCUGAUGCGAGACAUCGUCGACUCGUUGGAGCCGUUACUCGAACCAAGUGAUGAGGUUGUUGUAGCGUCCUCCUUGCCUGCUGGGGAUAGGACUGGGAGAAUGGAAAAUUCAGUCUGA